AUGUAUUUCAUACAGAGCUGCCGCGCAGUAUUACCUGAUAUCUUCGUACCUUUCUGGUUGGCCUUUGAAGAUAAUAUAUGCGGUGGGAAUUCCGGUCACUUUGCAAGAGAUAUCUUAGUAAUCAUAUUACUACACAAUAGCCUAUCACUGGGAUAUCUGGGGUUUACCAUGGAUAUCUGUGGAGCUGUCCAGGUUACUCCAGCUAGCUUGAUUGGCUAUCCCUUCCACACCAUCCUAUUGGUGAAAUCCCCGGGGACGGUGGGGUCAGGUGACCGAGGCACGAUAGUACUACUAUUACCUAGUUCUAGUAAUGAUGGAUUCUCCAUGCUCCAUCCACUCCAUCUCCCUCACUGCCAUCCAUCACUCAAUCCGCAAUGCUGUAUAAUGUCGUUUCUUUGCGAUCAACACCCCUGGUUAAACGGAGGAAAGUGCGCCGAGCAUUGUCGUGCGAACAAGAUCCAAUGCAGCAAGCCGACCCAGCACUCGAAACCACCUCCUGGUAACCGGAAACUGCAGCCGGUUGCUCCACGGAGUCCCCCGCCAGCCCAGUCUGCACCGCCAUCCACCCCGUAUCAGGCCGGCCCCGACCAGCAAUUGAGGCCAAGAUCCAGUUCACAGGGGAGUCUAUCCGCACCCCAUGCUGCCAUCGCUCCUCCGCCCCAGCAGUUGGACUCAUUCGCCAGCUUCACCUCUCGGAUGAAUCGUUUCUGCUCUAUGGUAUCGCAGAUGUCAGCACGCCCAUCCCCUCAACCUAUCGAUCCGGGUCCUUCAGACGUUCAGUAUUCCUCGCCAGAAUUGCUGAGAAGAAGCGAGUCAGAUGUGCCACACCUGCCGCUGGAAAACUUACAGGAACUUCAAACAGCCCUGUUUGAUGUCUUCUGGACUCGGUAUUAUCUCUUAAUGCCGAUUGUUAGCCCGGAAGACUUGACAACCAAGUCAGGUCGAAAGUCUGAGCCCUUGCGGCAAGCUCUGAUGGCCUACUGUUUACAAUCAAUCCAUUACGCGGGGCUUCAUGACCGCUUGCUAAGCAUUCAAUUGGGAUCAAUAUCAUCGCACGCAGGGGAUAAUUUCGCUCAAGCCCCUUCGCUGGCUAGCCUGUAUGUUGCUUUUUUCCAACGGGCUCUUGGGACGAACAGCUACUAUCUCAUGUACGCAGAGCCUUCCUUAGUAGACGUGCAGCGGCAUCUCUUUAUGGCCGCUUUUCUACAGAACUCUGGAGAAUACCAGGCAGCAUACAAUAUCAUUGGCGUGGCGCUGCGACUUGCACAGUCGCUGGACCUACAGCACCCCCUGGUAUCACGUGCGACCACACACGAAGCGGAAACGCGCCAUCACGUUUGGUGGACAUUGGUACACCUCGACUUCCAGUGCUCACGGUUUCUGGGAAAGCCUAUGUCUGUCUCCCUGAAUGAUGCGACACUCAACACGCCACUCUCAAGCCCUCAACAUCCUUGGCCAACCUCGGAGCUCGGAUUUCACUCGGCGUCGGUUUCGCUCACUGUGGUAGCAAGGAAGAUGGUCGAGGAACUGGAGCAUCAUGCGCGUGAUGUGUCAGGGACAACUGAUCGAUAUACUCAGAUUGAGCGCCAUGCGCACCAUUUGUCGCGGGAAAUCAACGGCCUGUACCGAUGGAGGGAUCAGAUUCUGGAAGCGAACCUAUACGCCAACAUUACACUUGCCUGUAAUGUUUAUCAACCAGACGAGGCUACUACUUCCAUGGAUCGGCUGAAACACGGUCGUCAGAAUGCAACAUUGUCGUUUCAUGAGGCCCCAGCGCUCACCUUACAGAAAACACUUUUAGAGCUUCAAUACCAUGACAUUGUUCUCUGGGCUCACCGGCCAUUUAUCCAGUUCCCAAGUCGCGGCUUGGUUCCGCAACGGAGUCCACAAGCCGAUAUACACGCCACCACAGCACUACAACAUGCGCUAACCGUCACAGACCUCAUACACCAGCGCAUGCUUUAUCACGAUGCUCUCUAUGGAUGUUCAGAAAUUUACCAGUACGUGUGGAACGCCGUUCUCACGCUUGUGGGGUUUAUGCUGGCCUACCCCCUAUGCUACUGGUUCCCACUUGCUCAGCAACAUGUUGAGCGAUCACUUCCGAUCUUUGAGGGGGCAGGGACAAUCAACCCAAUUGCAUCUCGAGCGGCUCACCGGACGCAGUAUCUACUAGGGAGAGUCAGUGCCCUCAUAGAGUUGCUUAGUUCGCAGUCAUCUGCGUUUGGCAAUCGCAACGAUUACCAGAUGGUACAGACCGACGACCACAUCGAAACGGAGAACCAGCAAUCUGUGCCCUUUACAUCCGAGGAGGACUCUCUAUGGUCAUUUGCAGAUACUGUCGACCCUAACACCUGGUCUGGUUACUGUCACGAAAUCAGUGAUUUGCUGAUGGACGUGCCCGAGAUACAUAUGGGGAGUUCUUAUUGA
Molecule: messenger RNA, 2427 nt
Organism: Aspergillus welwitschiae
Lineage: Eukaryota; Fungi; Ascomycota; Eurotiomycetes; Eurotiales; Aspergillaceae
Product: fungal specific transcription factor domain-containing protein
Exons: 7
Coding region: 1-2427 (808 amino acids)
Biological process (GO): DNA-templated transcription
Molecular function (GO): DNA binding; zinc ion binding
Source: RefSeq, a predicted model, not a curated record